CGCACAGACAGAAAGCAAAAAUGAAGUUCCUCUCCACGGCCCUCCUCUUCGCCGCCGUUAUCGGCCAGGCUUCUGCUCACUACCGCUUUUUUAAAUUGAUUGCGAACGGGGUCACCGGCGCCGAAUACGCUAGUAUCCGCACAAGCACCAACAGUAACUCCCCGGUAACCGACGUCACCAGCACUGACCUACGAUGCAACGUUGGCGGUCUCGCCAGUGCAGCCAGCACCACUACGACCACCAUCACCGCCGGCAGCACCAUCGGCUUCGUUGCCGACACCGUUGUGAGCCACCCGGGGCCCUUCAUCGUCUACAUGGCAAAGGCACCCAGCACCGCCGCUGCAUUCGACGGAAGCGGCGCUGUGUGGUUCAAGGUGUGGGAGAAGGGGACAACUAGUCUCACUGCUACGGCGAUCAACUUCGAUGUCACCUCCACGCAGUGGACAUUCCCCGUGCCUAAGUCGCUACCCGAUGGGGAAUAUCUGGUCAGGAUUGAACAUAUCGCGUUGCACGGUGCGAGUUCUUUUGGGGGUGCUCAGUUCUACAUCUCGUGUGCGCAGGUUAAGGUCACCGGUGGUGGGUCCGGGACCCCUGGUCCAAAAGUCGCUAUCCCCGGCGUAUAUACUGGUAACGAGCCGAGCAUUAAACUUAGUAUCUACUGGCCAAUCCCCACCAACUACACCGUGCCUGGCCCUGCAGUCUGGUCUGGUUAGAUGGAGAAAAUGGAGGCGGCAUAUAUUUUACGCUGGUUGGGCUCAAGGGAGACUCUAAAAGUCAAUUCGUGUUAUAUUUCAUGAUCGAAACCGAGGCUCCUUUGAUGGCUCAGUGAGCCGAAUCGUUGGUGUUCUACGUCAUGUGACUUCCAAGCUGCGCACGCAGUGACAUGUCAGUGAAAGAGAUGAAAUAGCGGGGAUGUAAAAGAG
Molecule: messenger RNA, 923 nt
Organism: Tricharina praecox
Lineage: Eukaryota; Fungi; Ascomycota; Pezizomycetes; Pezizales; Pyronemataceae
Product: glycoside hydrolase
Exons: 4
Coding region: 21-713 (230 amino acids)
Source: RefSeq, a predicted model, not a curated record